Molecule: messenger RNA, 1047 nt
Organism: Saccostrea cuccullata (small rock oyster)
Lineage: Eukaryota; Metazoa; Mollusca; Bivalvia; Ostreida; Ostreidae
Product: putative nuclease HARBI1
Exons: 5
Coding region: 1-1047 (348 amino acids)
Source: RefSeq, a predicted model, not a curated record
AUGGCUGCUCACAGACGACAUAAACGGCGCCGCAGGCGACAAAUGCGACGUAUUCGUAGAAUUUCAAAAAGAGUAAUACGAGACCGAAUGAAUCCAUUAGAGAUAUAUUCUGAGGAUGAGAUUUUUGAUAGGUAUAGGUUUAGAACACCAACUAUCCUAUAUAUUUUGGACAAAAUCGGUCCAGCAAUUAUGCAUAAUACGACGAAGAACAGCGCCUUACCUCCAAUCCUGCAGAUUAUCACCUGCCUGAGGUUCCUAGCAACGGGGGCGUUUCACAGACUGGUCGGGGACAGCAUUGGAGUGUCUGAAACAACUACUGGAAGAUGUUGUCGAUCAGUCUGUGAUGCUAUAGUUCAUUUGCUGGCAGAUUGUAUCACCUUCCCCAAGGGUAACCGUGCCAGAGAAACAAAACAACAAUUUUUGAAAAUAUCAGUUAUAGGAUUUCCAAACGUUUUAGGGUGUGUUGAUGGCACAUUUAUUGGAAUUAUUGCCCCUAAUGACAACGAACCUGAUUAUGUCAAUCGUAAAGGUUUCCAUUCGUUGAACGUACAGGCUGUUUGCGAUGCCAACUUCAGAAUUACAAGUAUUUGUGCGAAAUGGCCUGGCAGCGUUCACGACAGCCGAAUAUGGCGCGAAUCUGCAUUGUGUCAGAAAUUUGAGAAUGGUGAAUAUAACGGAUUUCUACUCGGAGAUUCUGGUUAUCCUUGUAAAAGGUAUCUCAUGACACCGUUUCUGAAUCCUUCUACUGUCCCACAACAGAGAUUCAAUGCAUCACUUUGUAAAACGAGGGUACUAGUGGAACAAACGUUUGGAAUUUUGAAGCGCAGAUUUUCGUGCCUACAAGGGGUACUAAGGACAGACCCAAGUCAAGAUACGAGGUACAUCGUUGCUUGUGCAAUAUUGCACAACAUUGGAAUAGACAGGGGUGAUAUCGUGGAUUGUAGACAAGAUGAAGUUCAACUGCUUGGUGGAAACGACAAUGCAUUACAUGUAGUUGGUGAUGGAUUAAACAUGCGCAAUCACAUAGUGGAUACGUAUUUCACUUAA